Prorocentrum cordatum is the source of this 866-nucleotide messenger RNA. The record is from the annotation of a GenBank genome assembly. Lineage: Eukaryota; Dinophyceae; Prorocentrales; Prorocentraceae.
GGGGGGCGGACCAGAAGGGCGAGGCCGACCUUGUCGGGGCCGCCAGCCCGGCUCAGGGCGCGGCGGAGGACGGGUCUAGGCUGGAGGGGCCGGCCGAGUCACCCGAGCCCCCGGAGGGCGCCCAGUCCAGGCACCCGCGCUUCCAGCUGCCGGAGGAAGGGCCCCCGGGGCCCGAGCCGGCACCCCUGGCCGAGGGUCAGGGCUCCGGAGGAACCCGCCCCGACGCGGUGGAACAUCUCCAGUUCCAGAUCGCCCUGGAGGCCUCUGAGAAGGAGAAGGCCACGAGGGAAGCGGAAGAGUCCCCCGACGGCCCGGCCGGCGACGCGGGCGGGGAGCGCCUCGGGCGCAGCGUGCCGGGGGGAGGAAGCCCUCCGGCCCCGGGUGGAGGAAGGCGCUUCCAGCCGCGCCAGAGCCUCUGGUCGGAGAGGGGCCACGAGGAGGAUGGCACCUUCGAGACCCGGGAGCUAUUCUGGUCGGACGCGUGGCGACAAGCCCCGAGGGGUGGCGGCUUCCGCCACGUCCUGCAGGUCCUGGUGGAGAUCCUCGUCGACGAGCAGAGGGCGGGGGUCUCCUCCUCCCCCGGUGGAGAGCGCCUGUUCCACCUGGAGGACUUCAGCCGCAGGGCCCAGGCGGGACUGGGCCAGACCAACGGGCGGAUCGCGGAGGAGUACCUGAAGGACACGUUCGGGGAAGGCGCUCAGACCAAUACCAACCCGUCCACCGGGGGGGAGUACAGGAUCCCCGAGGUCAUGGAAAAGUUGCAGGAGACGAGGGAGGCAGCCCUGCGGAGGAGCCUGGAAGUGACCCGGCCGGCGACCCCGGAGCCCCCGGCGGGGGCGAUACUGCAGCUGGAGGAGACGGACUGA